UAAAGUGCGCUACCAAAAUUGCCCCAAGCACCUUCGACGAGUUGUGUGUGAAAGGACGCUCUUAGCCGUGUUAGAAACUGUCUGUUGGAAAACAGACUCAAGCAGUUAUGUCACAGCCCGAGAACAACACAGAAGAAAACAUGUCCACUGAAGAUUUGCAGACCCCAUGCACUGAUCCUGAGUCCGACAACUUCAGUGAGAAUGGUGAAGAAAAUGAGUUGAGUGCUGAAAAACUCGAUCCUGCUGACAGGGAAUUAUAUGAAAAAUUGAAGCAACAAGAGAGAGAGGAAAGGGAAGAAAUUGAAAGAGAACUGAAAGCUCAUGAAGAAGCUUUAUCGAGGCACCAGGAGGAGUUGAGAGCACGAGAAAAAGAACUUCGUUUGGCUCAGGAACGCAUGAGACAGCGAGAGCAGGAACUUCGUACCAAACAUACUGAUGAUUUCCGAGUAGUACACCCUCAUCACAGUCUUCAUCACCCCCACCCGGCCCAUGCCUCGUCCCCACGGGACAUCAAACUGGAAACCCACUCCAUACAUGCACAGAAUCACAGUCCGUUCACAGCCCAGACCUCCCCCGACAGAUUCCCAAGGAACACCCAGCCUCCCUCUGUUGGGGGGAUGCACACCCCUCCCGAUGUGGGUGAGGGUCGGACCCAUCACUGGACCUUCGAAGAGCAGUUCAAACAGCUUUAUGAACUCAGUGACGACCCAAAGAGAAAAGAAUUUCUUGAUGACUUGUUUGCCUUUAUGCAGAAGCGAGGGACUCCUGUGAAUCGGAUCCCCAUAAUGGCCAAGCAGACCCUGGACCUGUAUGAGUUGUUCCGCCUCGUGGUGUCCAAGGGUGGCCUCGUGGAGGUCAUCAACAAGAAGCUGUGGAGGGAGAUCACCAAGGGCCUCAACCUCCCAUCCUCCAUCACCAGUGCAGCAUUCACACUCAGAACACAGUAUAUGAAGUACCUUUAUCCCUAUGAAUGUGAGAAGCUGAAGCUGAGUUCUCCUCAAGAACUACAAGCAGCUAUUGACGGUAACCGUCGGGAAGGGCGUCGCUCCAGCUAUGGCUACGACCUGUCCCCUGGACCCACGCUGGUCCCCACAAGCCAUCAUCUCAACGGCACUCUACUUAAUGGCAAACUCGGAGGUGGAUCCCCAGGCAAACUCUGGCCUGACAUGGACAAUGACGAAGACAGCCUCCCUCCCACCCCCCAGCAUUUUCCUCAUGGUCGUGGUUUGACAGAGCGCGAUGCUAUCGCCAUGGAGGUGGCAACGCGGGCUAUGGAAGAAGCUACCCGCAAGAUGGAGGCGGCAUCACGCACCACGCCCAUUGAGGAAGGUCCGCCACGCAAGCGCAUGCUGUCAGAGGAAGAAAGAAUACUGGCCCAUGCUGGUAUGCCCAGUGCACAUCUCAAGAUCACAAGUCGAAAUGAUGGCCGCUCGGAGAUUGACAACUCUCUGGUAGUCAGCAUGGAGAUCAACGGCAUCAUGUAUCAGGGUGUUCUCUUCGCGCAGCAUCCACGCCGAAUCUGAGUGUAACUGUGACCAGGUGUGUGUAUAGACAAGACAAUCAGGAGCUGUGUGCACGCUGGACGAUGGCAACGGCGGCAUAAUAUCUGAGGCCACGUCACUGGUCUCUGAAAGUAGCAGGCAAGGUGCACACGUUCCCACCCCCAGGCCGAGCAGGGUGAGGGGGCCAGGAAAGCAGGACAGUAUGACAUUACCAAGACCUACUGCCUCCACACAGAAGGAUUCAGGAUAAAUAUCUGCGUGUCUCCAUGAUUGAUAAUCCUCUGGCAGGUCAUAUGGCUAGCACAGACAUGGAAGUAAUGCAGACUGAAUUUUGCAGAUACAUUGUAUGCUCAUUUUAUGUGAGGACUAUUGAUGAGUCUCUACCCCAGAUGUCUGGUGAAGCGAAUUGUGUGGAAUUGGUGAUGUCAUGGUUCCAGAAGGUCACAAGAUAAUGCCAGGCCUACCAAGGGAGGACUGACUGACUGAAUCAGCCUGUCGUGACAAUCAUAUUGAGAUUAGUGCAGCACUCUUCACUUGUUGGAUCCUCAUUCUGACAAUCAUCAUCUGCAGGGUACGACAAGGAACUGGUUCGGUAUUGAACAAUACUAGUACGUUGUGAUUUAGUUUGCUGAUACUUAGAUAGGUUUGUUAGGGUUACAGAGAGUAACAGGUGAAGUGUGCUUGCCAGUAUACAGCGACAACCCCACAACAUGUGCCCACAUCUGUUGUAUGUGUUCAGAUUCCAAGUCUAUAUGGCUUACUAGAACCAAUGUUAUUGAUGGCACAGUAUGGCACAUGCGGAAACAAUGGUUUGCAUUUUGCACAUUCUACAAGGGCAUGUGUAGUAGGGGUUUCCCAGAGAUUAUUAUUGGAGAGAUUUUAUCAAUGUCAUUCUGUAUCAGAAUCUGUCAUAUGAGAUAUCGCUCUUUGUUGUUGCUUCUGUCAUAAGUCAUACACAGACAUUGAUUUGUCUCAUUUGUUUUACCAUUCUGAGAUUUUGACGAGAAAACUAGAAUCUUAUCUCUCAUUUAAUCAAAGGACAACAGAAAGAAAGAGAUUUGGGGUAUAAAUCCAGAAAUUGUUGGUCCUUAUUCUUUAAAGGUGCACAUAUAGUUGCCUGUGUACUUGUAGCUGUACACAACAGAGCACUGGACCUUGUUGUAUGUGUACAAGUACUGGACAGGAAGCAGCUUUACUUCACUGCUAUGCUGGCUUCUGCAGGAAUUAACAUUCUCAUCUUGGUCAUCAGAUAUUGCUUAUCAGGUUGAUAGUUUCACUUCAUUAUCACCAGAUAUAUGAAUCUAUAUUAUACCGGCACAAUCUAUAACAAUUGUUGCCAAUACCAUCGCAAUCUAUAACAAUUGUUGACAAUACCAUCACAAUCUAUAACAAUUGUUGCCAAUACCAUCACAAUCUAUAACAAUUGUUGCCAAUACCAUCACAAUCUAUAAAAAAUUGUUGCCAAUACCAUCACAAUCUAUAACAAUUGUUGCCAAUACCAUCACAAUCUAUAACAAUUGUUGCCAAUAUCACAGUCUCUAACAAUUGUUCCUGGUAUUGUCAGUCUGUAACAAUGGUUUCUGGUAUUGUCAGAGCCUGUAACAAUUGUUCCUGGUGCUGUCACAGUCUGUAACGUUUGUUGCCAACACUGUCACAGUCUCUAACAAUUGUUCCUGAUAUUGUCACAACCGAAUACAAUUACUGGUCAAACAGCCUAAUCUAUAACAUUUGUUUUACUCUGCCACAAUCUAUAACAAGUCCUGUUGAUGGAGAGUCUUUAACAAUUGUAGUACAGACACAGCAUUCAUCCCACAGUGAACUACAGCCAAUCAGAAAACAUAGUACUAAAAUCACUUGCAUGUGGAUCCGAGAAUCCUCAGGAACAAGAUUCUUGGAACUUUGUAGCAAUUUCGUAUGGAGGAAGGGCUACAGGUAUGAUACCUACCCAUUGGUUAAUUGUAUGUGUGACCAAUAUGGAUCUUUAAUCAUUCAUAUUAAUCAGCCUUUGGCAUGAACAAGUUAACCAUCCAUACAGUUAAAAGCAACAUAACCAAUUAAGUCUUCAUGGUAAUGGUCUUGCCUCUCAGCAAUUAAAAGGUAGUCACGCUCCCAGUGAGAGAUGUUCUUAGGAAAUGAUUGAUUGUUUGGGCUUUGUUCAAGUUAAUAAGUAACACAUCAAAAGAGCAUCCACAAUUAUUGUUGAUCUCCAACUAGUGGGAUAUUAAUGAGAUAAAUUGCUUGCUCUCUGUGGAGCUGAAAGUUGGUAAUAUAGGAUGGAGAUCAGCUUUAGUAGAUACAUUGUUUCAAGCAGAAUGAGCUAGUGGAUGGAGGUUAAAGCGUACGUACAUGAUUCCUGUUUUUCAUAAAAAAAAUUGUUUUGUGGGAAAACCUUAAUAAAAUACACAGGGUUCCUGAAUAUUGAUAGGCACCAAAUACUUGAUGAACUUUUAACUUCAUAUUUUGCCUCCUGAUCAAAUUUAACAAGAAUCUGGAUGCGAAUCUGAAUUUGAUAAUCUUCAAAUGUAUGUGUACUUGUCUACAUAUGAUUAAUUUUGUAUGGAGUAUUGAUCAGUGUGAAACAACAUUUUGCCAUGGUGAGGUAUUAUGAAGUCCCUUAAGUAUUAUUGUUCAAGUAUCAUGACCUCUAUUGUUGACUAAACACAUUGGGUGUAGUUGAUAAGUGACAGGCCAUUAGCUAAGGUUAGUAGGGACACAUUUGGGUGCAAAGAAUCUCAUUAGACCCAGAUGAUGCACGCAUGGAAAAUUUAAGUACAUUGCCUUUACAAAGAUGCUAUUUCCUGGGAAGGAUGCAGUUUAAGCAUGCAUCACAGAUUCAAUUAAAAGGAAAAUAACUUGCUGAUCAAUAUACAAUGUCAUUGGCACCCAGACCUUAUCUGAAGAUUUUUAUUGUUGUGAACAAACUUUGAUAUUUCAUUUCGGCAUUUAUAUUAUUGGAGAAGAGUAUGUAUUUUUGUCAGCAGUACCAACAUCAUGUUUGAUUGUCAUUCAGUAAUGGUAUAUUAAGUUUGGUGAUGGAGAUCCUUACUGGGAUGCUAGCCAUGAGCCUCAUUCAGGGUAGCUGGAUGUAAGAUUCCUACACAGAAACAUUGGUAGUCUCAGAAUCACAAUGUGUAUCCAUGUUUGGGGCUGAGGGUUGAAACUGCUCAGUCCUAAACAUGGAUAGACAUCAGCAACUUCAUAUAACACUUAGUUCAUUGUCACAAGAUUUACAGUCAUUGCACCAAGUUGGCCCCAAAAUAGACCAUUGUUGCAAGCUGUGGAAGGCUGUUGUUAUAGAUUGUGUCUGGUGCAGGUACAGAACUCGAUACCUCAAUUACAUGGACCAUUGGAGCUUAAUGUGCAAGCUGCAGUCUGUUUCUUGUUUUCUUUUGACACAAGAUUUUGUUGUUAUUUGUAAAUGUUGAUGUUAAUAUUUGUGCCUCUUUCUAUGCUCUUAAACUACUUCUCAGGGAUGACAACACUAUUGGUUCUAUGCUGCAUGAAAUCCUCUGACUCUCCCUACAGUAGACUUCCCUGAGGCCUAGAGAAAAUUCAUGUGGUAGACUUUCAGACCCUUAGGAUUACCACUGGUCUUCUGGCAGCGUGUCCUUAUAUCCUCUCUGAAUACACAAAAAUACCAGAUAUGUUGUAAACGACUUUUCAUUUUGAAGGUUGAGGCAGGCUUCAGCCAAUACACAAAUCCCCCCUUCUUGAGUCCGUUGUGAGUAAACAAACCAUUCUUCUUCGAUAGGCCCAGGGCCCAAGUAUAUUAAUGUGUCAGAAACUUCAAGAAAGGCUUAUUCCUGGAUAUUCUAGGGACAGUUGUAACCACUCAAGGCUUUAAACAGAUAGUGAACAUAUACCUUCGAGGUAACAUUAUCGACAAUACUAUAAAAAUUGAACAUACAAUGUUACGUUUGUUGUUUUGGAUGACUGUAGCAACAUCCAGAAUGUGUACAAAUUAUGUAUUUUGACUCAAACACUAUUAUUGUCACAGUAUUUAUGGUAUGUAUAUGAAUAUUUCCUUGUUAAAUCCAACAGGUAAUCCACUUUGUAUGUCCUGAUGCAUGGAACCCAAGUAGCACCAUGCUGAUGUUCAUGGUGCACAUGUAAGGAUGAGUCCUAGAUGGUUGUCAUGGCUACUUGACUAAAGUCUGUCUGAUAAUUUCAGAACCGACAGUUUACAGAUUUCCUCAAAACUUAUGUCCAUAAUAGUUAGAAUGUUUGCAUGUUACACUGGUGUAAAUAUGUACAUUGUAGGAUUUCAGUGUGUCAUCCAGCAAUGUAAUGUCUCUUCAGAUGAUGCAGUCAUACAUUUGUGAGUAGUGCACACAUGCUUUUUGAGAAAAUCGUCAAGGUGUCUUGUCCUAGAAUUAUCAGUCAGACUAGUAGUAUUUUGUUACUGGAUACCUGUUCUUGUGGUAUGGAUGUAUAAUGAUGCAUUGAUGUCCUUGUUUUAUGCAUAACAUUCAGUCAUGAUGUAUGUUGCAUUCAGAGUUCUAGGGACUUCAUUAGAAUUAUGUAUAUGAACUUGUAUAUUUACAAAGUUUCAAAGACUCAUUGUUCGACAAUCACUCGGAAUGAAUGCUAAGCAUUGGUCAGCUUUGGCAGAUGCUCAAAAAGUGCAAUAAGAUAUUUCCUUCACAAUAAAUCACUUAAAUUAACACUAGACAAUCGGAUGUUUUAUGUCAACAUUAAAUGUGAACAUUAAAGACAUUCACUCGGUGAAUGUAUGCCAUUGGGCAAUUGUUUCUUUUAUACACCAAGGUUAACACACUUAGAUUUUUCUUAAUCCAUCACCCAUCCCUGUACAUAAACAUUGACAUACACCCAUUCCCUAAUAUAAUCCCCAAAUUUAUUUCAAUUUUUCAAUUUAUUGAUAGAUAUUUUAUCAGAUGUUUAUUUUCUUUCUAUCUGCUUAUAAUAUUUGAUAAGAAGAUAUGUAUGGAGAUUAUUUAUUUACACCUGACUACCAUUCUAACAAAUAUAUUUGAGCCAUAUUCCUAAGAAGAAUUAGGCUUUUGAGUUUGCCAGCUGUCAUAAGUGCUUCGAAAUCACCUCAAUCACCAGUGACAUACCCAACGUUAGGAUGGAAGCAAUAUGUGAUACUCAAAUGCUUUAAGAAUUGAAGUUUUGUACUGCAAACAGCAGUCAGUACCAUACAUGAAAAUACUCGAUAUGGACAUGAGAUUGGAUUUGCUGUAUGUUUUCUCUUGGUUUUAUAUGAGCAGAUAUUUAUGUGUCAUGAUAGUUGUAUGUAGUUUUGUGGAAGAUAGUACAGUCUUGCAGUCAUUAUACAUAGCUGAUUACCAGCUCUAUUGUCUAUGUUGUUGAUAUUUUUAUUACUUCUCACAUGAAAACAUCAUGUGGCCACUUGUCGUCAUCAUCAAUGUAAAUUAUAACACUGCCAAACUUAACACUUCAUCAAUUAGAAAAGAUUAAACCAUUUGUCAGAUUCAAUCACUGUCGUUGUUUUUGCAAAAUUAUCACAAUUGUUUCAAGGCUAAAUCCAUCAAAUUGUCAUGGAGCACCUAUUAAUCUCAGUUAUUAAGUAUCCACAUCCUGGAGCAGGUUAGAAAAGUAUCUAGGGGUCCACAAAUAUACCUGACAAUACAGACAGACUAGCGGAAGGAAUCAACAUAUCAUGCUCAACUAUAAAAACUGCUCCAAGAGAAAAACUAGAAAAAAAAAUGUAAAAAAUGUUUCUCAUCAUCUUGGUUUUGUCGGUACACAAAAAAGGCAACAUUAUUUACGAAUGUCAAAAUGUCUUGUUAUGGAAGCACUAACUGCCCUUGUCAGAAUUAUUCCAACACUGUUGCUAAUUACUUUUUAUCCUACUGAGAUGAAACAAGAAUAACAAGGUGACCUAGUGAUUUUUACAAUAAGCUUCUGAUGGGAAAUACUUUUUUCAAGUACAAGUAAAUAACAACGGCACCUACACGUAGGUAAUUUUGUUCUAGAAGUUUGAUGAAAGUGUACUAUCUAUUAAGAUUUGUGUUUUUGAAGUAAAAGUGAAACAAUAAUUUCUUCUUAAGGUGUUUUCCUUAUAAGUAGGGCCUGAGAAACCAGUGAUAUUAUUUUAGUCUUGGUACCUUUAAUACCAUAACCUAUGAUUGAAAUCUACAACUCAGGGGACUUGUGCAAACCAAAGAUUAUGAGAGCUGUUGGAACAGCUUUGUACUGAACUGAAAUGUCACAGAGCUUUAUUUCAUACAGUCAGUUAUCCUUAUGAUGAACUAUCAAACCAUUGUGAUGUUGUUUCAUUUCAAUCUGUUUAAACUUUAAUCUCUAGCUACCUUCAUCUCCCCAUUGGAUUCAAGUGGAUGAGUAUCUCAAUAUCUUUCUGAAAGUAUUGUAAAAUCUGUAUCUCUGUCUGCUCAUUAACUGUCAGCUUAGUUUAGAUCUAACUUGGACUAAAAAUAACCUGUUAUUUUGCAGAAUUUUUAUCUUCAGAUCUAACCUUAAAUCACCCUUUUAUUGAUAUAUAUUUCACAGUAAAGACAACAUUGAGGUUUUCCUUUUUCUUUGUGUUUUUCCAUUUUAUUUUCUGAUUUGUCAGUUUUAUGUCAGUUUGACUUACUUGCCUAUGUCCUCUGUCAACCUGUAUAUUGUACCAUAGCCAUGUCUUGUACAUUUCACCUCUUUCUCAGCUGUCUGUCAUCUUCAUGUCAAUGCUUAUCUAUUCAGCUCACAGAUUUGAAUCAUGUAUGUACAUUUCUUUUUUCAUUAUUGAAAUUUGACCCAAUUUAUAUUAUUUGCCAGUAUUUAAAUAAAAACAAAAACAUUUGAAAAUAUUGAAACUCC
Messenger RNA from Haliotis rubra (blacklip abalone), 8306 nucleotides. RefSeq names its product AT-rich interactive domain-containing protein 3C-like. The transcript has 8 exons. The record is from RefSeq and is a predicted model, not a curated record. Lineage: Eukaryota; Metazoa; Mollusca; Gastropoda; Lepetellida; Haliotidae. Gene Ontology annotation, biological process: regulation of transcription by RNA polymerase II. The coding region runs from base 108 to 1523 and encodes 471 amino acids. Gene Ontology annotation, cellular component: nucleus. Gene Ontology annotation, molecular function: DNA binding.